UCAGCACACGCCCGUGCCCAAUGGCAAACAGCUGUCAGGAAUGCCGACAACAACAACCACGACGCUAUGGCGAACUUGGAAUGGGUGUGCGUGCCGCGAUGCUACGAGGUGCGAAAGAACCGCCUGGCUGGCCAGGCCACACUGGAUCAUCCGCUGAAGCAACAAACGGUGACGGUUGUGGACAGCAAUCCCUUGAGCCGCGCUCUUGAGGGCACCGAUCCGCUGACGCAGUUUGCCCGCCAAGAUGAGGAGCUUAACGAUCCGCUCAGUCAAAUUGUCAGCGAAUUUGACCUCAAGACGAAGCGUCGCGAGCGGGACAGGGCGGAGCCGGAGGAUAACACGCUGCAGUGGAGCAGCCGUCGACUGGGCAUCCUCAACCGCUUCACCACCAAUGAGAAACUAUCGCUCUCAACCAGUUUCCUGGUGGCAUCCGGAAGCUUGGAUGGCGGCAGCGAAAGCAUCAAAGCGCAAACCGUGGUGGCCGACAAGACGAAGUACCGCCUGGAGCAGUUGGAUCACUUCGAUGAUGGCAGCAUGCGCCACAUGAUGGAUCUCACGCAGCAGGAGUACAUUCAGCGGUUCGAGCAGCUCAAGCAGGAGCUCAUCCAGUCCUGGCACAACGAUCAGCGGGUAAAGGCACUGAAGAUAGCCAUACAGUGUGCCAAGAUGCUGGCGGACACCACUGUGUUGCAGUUCUAUCCGAGUCAGUAUGUGCUCAUAACGGACAUCCUGGAUGUUUUCGGGAAGCUGGUAUACGAUCGACUGCGUGCCAAAGCUUCGGGCGAUCCCUCAUCUUCGGCGGCCACGUUGGAGCGGGAACGGGAGGCUGCUCGGGAUACAUGCCAGAACUGGUUCUACAAGAUAGCCUCUAUACGGGAAUUGCUGCCACGUCUCUACUUGGAACUCUCAAUAUUUAAGUGCUACGAGUUCCUGUCAUCAUCCCGCGAGGAGUACGAGCGAAUACUGCAGCGGUUGACUCAUCAAUUGAGGGGUAUAGCCGAUCCAUUAGUAUCCAGCUAUGCCCGCUGCUAUUUGGUCCGAAUGGGCGUGACUCUAACGCCCAGUAAGACAUACAUUAGGGAAAACUUCACCGAUUUGUUCCUAAUAUAUCCUCAGAUCUUUCGCUUUGUGGCCCGCUUCAACCUGCAUCCAGAGAUCGUCACCGCCAGCUCCUACCUACAGCUAUAUGCCCCAGCUUUUGACUACAUGCUCCUCUGCCUGGUUCACAAAUGCGAACUUCACACGCAGGAUAUGCUUAAUGAGUGCAAGCAACUGAAGAAUAAUGGAGCUAUUCUGAUGUCCAUUCUGAGUUCCUUUAAGGCAGAGUUCAUUGCCACAAAUGCAUUGGAAUUUAUAGAGCUGAUCAAUGCUUCUGAGACACCCGGAAUCUCCAAGUCCCAGUUGCUUCGAUCGCUGGGCAGCUGCGUUAGUAGCUGUGCUCCUCUGCAGGAGCAGCGGGUAUCCUUUCUUAAAGCGGCAUUUGAAACCAUUAAUAAGCUGACGGAUCCUAAUGAGUAUAUCAACUGUGUGGAGACUUGGGCCGUCUUUGUAUCCCAGUAUUUUACGAUCCAUGAGGUCAACCGACUGCUGGGCGAACUGAAUGCACGGAUGUGUCUGGGCAAAGCCUAUAAAAAACACUACUCGCAAUUGCAAAAUAUUUUAACCAGGAUAAUGCAAAACUAUCGCAGCAUUGAACUGCUACUAAUACAGCCUAAUUUUCUGCCCUACUUGGAUCUCUUCCAAAAAGAAUCGGUUAGAGUUGAAGUGUGCAAGAACAUCCUUAGUUUUUACAAACAGAAUAGUGAGGAAUACACCUGCGACGCAGUCGUUACGAACGCCUUGAUGUAUCUCGGAAAGAUUUUAAACGAUUCUGUAAAUGCCCUGUCCGUGGAGGAUGAGCGCCGCCAGAUUUCCCAGCUCAUCAAUGUCUUCAUUCAUAAAGUUCACUUUGGGCGCGACUUGGAGCAACAACUUAGUUUCUAUGUGGAGGCGCGGGGAACGUUUAGCAAUCUGGAUGCUGUCUAUGUGACUCUGGUUCAUGCGGCCUGCAAAUUAGCCACGCGCAAUCGUUCGAAGUCAACGGGUUUCAUCAAGGCCUGCAUCGCCUACUGCUUCAUUACCAUUCCCAGCAUUGGAGCUGUCCAGCAGCAAAUGAAUUUGUAUUUGCUCUGCGGUCAGCUGGCUCUGCAGCAUCUCUGCCUGGGGCAAGCCGAUGCUUGCUUUGAAGCCGCAUUGCAGUUGGUUAAUGACCUGCCCGCAGCCACCGUGGACUUCGAUGGAAAACCCCGUAGUUUGGAGCGCUUUCUGGUUUCGUACAUGUGCAAUGUGUUGGCCACAUUGAUCGUGGUGCCGGAUAGCCCGGAACAGGGAGUUCUGUAUUUCCUGCGUCUGCUGCUGGAGGUGGUUGGCAGACAUGAAUUCAAACCGGACAGCACGGCACCGAGCAUCAUCUAUCUGCAUUCCCUCGACAUGCUCUAUGUGCAGAGCCUGGAAAAGUUUCCUUAUCAUAUUGAAGGAGUGGUGUCCAAUGACGAUUUGUAUGGCCAUGAUCCCAAGUUCUUGCAGGAGGUAAAUAAUUUGUGUGCUCAGGUUGUCGAUGCCAUGCUGCUGCAGCUCAAAGCACUGGGAGUGGCCCAGCAGCAACGAUCGCAAGCGGAGCUAGCCCUGGAACUUUUCCUAAGGAUCGUGCGAUAUGCUGACUUGGAGAAAGAAACUAUAGCUCAAUUGGCAGUGAAUCUAUGGCUUCUGGCCAACAAGGCUCAAUCACAACUGGAUGUGAAGACAUUACCCCAAACCCUGCGCAGCGUAGAAAUCCUGUACAAACAAAUAAAGGAUGCUUCGCCCACGCGGGCUCAGGCUAUUGCCAAACUGCUCCUGCGCAUGCGCAACAGCUGAGGAGAAAUGAGCUUGUAAGAACUAUUUCUAUUCGCUGAGAUUAUAUAUUCUUAUGUGCAUUAAUCUUUUACGGAUUUAUUGCACAGAACCGCUAUCCCGCGUUUGUGCUUUUUCAACCUUGACAAGGAACUGAGAAAUUUUGUAUUACAUUUCUGUGCAAUUACGAGUAUAUUAUAUCGUUUAAAGACUUAUAUUUUGACCCGCAAACUCGAGAUAGUUUUACACAGAUAAUAAAAUGCAUAUUUAGUA
This is a messenger RNA of Drosophila suzukii, 3144 nucleotides long. Its product is annotated as VPS35 endosomal protein sorting factor-like. NCBI's taxonomy places the organism in Eukaryota, Metazoa, Arthropoda, Insecta, Diptera, Drosophilidae. Gene Ontology annotation, cellular component: endosome. Gene Ontology annotation, biological process: endocytic recycling. The record is from RefSeq and is a predicted model, not a curated record.